AGGUAAGUGACUCCUCCACGACCAGUCAUAAGAUGGGACACGUACGAUAUUUAUAAAAGGGGGCGUAGCUUCCAGCUGCGAUCUAGCCUGCGGUUGUGCCAUUCCCUGCUCCGCCGGUACAGCUCUUCAUCGACGGCGGCCACAUCGAUUUAUUUCCGACUACUGUCUCCACGUCUGUGGUUGUCAACGAGAUUUAGGGGACUAACUUGACCUCUGUAGAAAUUCCCCAGCCGCAAGUGCAAGAUCUCCAACCCAUGGGAGAGAUACCGUUUACAGAUCAGCGCAACGUACACAACAUGGAUGAAGAAGCUCAUCUCCGACAGGGUCGGGGACGGUUCAGUAUCAUGAUGUACUACCCAGACGGCAGAAACACCGAGGUACGUUUCAGAACAAUAACCUUCCCUCCAUUUCGCUCUGUGUUGAACCCCCCACUGACAAAGGACUUCACCUUCCGUCAAAUCCAGCCAGAAACCAGAGAAUGGCGCCCCGAGCGCCGCGCCGCCCGACGCCGCCCUCCUCCCGUCGCGCGCCCAGGCGAGGGGAGGCGACCAGGAGUACGGCGGGCCUGGCCCGUAUUCGAGAUCCACGCCGAGGACCCGCUGUGCCACCACCACCUGCCGGCGUCGUGGGAGGUGGAGGACAUGAAUAACCGGGUGCUGCCGCCGGCGUGCACGUUUUGCCGGUCGAGGGCGUACGCCGUGUAUUUUCGGUGCCGGACGUGCGGGAUCGUGGCGUGUAGUAUGCACAAUAGUGUGCGGUUCGGGUUGACGUGGGCGGUGGCGGUCAGGGUGAGGGAUGGGUUGAGGAAUCGGGUCUGGUUUGAGCCGAGAGGGAGGAGGGGAGAUGAGGAUAGGAGAGGUGAGUUGUUUUGUUUCGUUUUUUUUUUUCUGAGCAGUGGAGAUCUAUAUUUGCUGGGGGUUUUGUUUAACUUUUUCUAGUAGGGUGGUUUCGACAGGCGUUUGGGGGGAGAUGAUGCAGACGUGUCUCCGCGGGAAUGUUUUGCUUUCUUGCUGCGUUUGGAGCGAGAGGAGAUAGGGGCUGGUCACUCGCAGGGUAUCAACAGUGCAAAAUGGAGGAAGUAGCUGACUGGUGGGAUCUCGAGGGAAAGAAACUAGGUUUUAGUUAUUCGAGACUCGUGAAAGUGAAAGUGUUGUGAAAGGAGAUUGCGAUGCUCAUCGCAACGGCCAUGUUCUUGGUCUAGGCAUGUACAGUCUAUCAAGGGUAGGAUUUUAAUACAAGACAAGCUUUUUGAGAACUUAUGCUUAUUUGCAUAGAUAUUUACAACCGCCUUCUUACCGAUGAGAAAUUUCACUUGUAAGAGUGAUAUGAGUUGCGUGACCUGAUAGCCUCAUAGAAUGGGGUAGAAAGAGAGACGAAGG
Messenger RNA from Colletotrichum godetiae, 1379 nucleotides. RefSeq lists its product as uncharacterized. Lineage: Eukaryota; Fungi; Ascomycota; Sordariomycetes; Glomerellales; Glomerellaceae. The record is from RefSeq and is a predicted model, not a curated record. The transcript has a single exon. Bases 255 to 938 code for a protein of 227 amino acids.